AUGUUGUUUAACUACAAACUUUUAGUCAUAAAUGUUAUAAUAUGCAACAUAGCAGCCGUCUUUGGCCACGACCACUUACUUGACGGCAUUUACUGUGGCAAAGAAAACUGCUAUGAAGUCUUGGGAGUAACGAGAGAGGCUACGAAAAAUGAGAUCGGUAAGAGUUACCGACAGCUGGCGAAAAAGUUCCAUCCCGACUUGCACAGAGGCGAUGAUGCAAAAAAAGAAGCGGAAGAAAAAUUCAAAGAAAUUGCCACAGCUUAUGAAAUUUUACGUGAUGAUGAAGCGAGGUCUGACUACGACUACAUGUUGGAUAAUCCACAAGAGUACUAUGCUCACUAUUACAGGUACUAUAGGCGACGAAUGGCCCCUAAGGUGGAUGUACGUAUCGUCCUUGGAGUAACUAUAACAAUCAUCUCCAUUAUACAGUACUAUAGUGCGUGGUCGAAAUAUGAUACAGCUAUUAAAUAUUUUAUGACUGUGCCUAAGUACAGAAAUAGGGCUUUAGAUAUUGCCAAAGCUGAAACAAAAGAGUCACAAGGAAAAGGUAAGAAUAAAAAAAGCAAAGCAGAACAGAAAGAAGAGCAGGAUAGAAUUAUACGGAGAGUAAUAGAAGAAAAUAUGGAUAUAAAAGGAGCUUAUGCCAAACCAGAAAUAAAAGAUAUUUUAUGGAUACAGUUAAUUCUUUUACCUUAUACUGUGUCAUAUUAUAUUUAUUGGUAUGCUAAGUGGUUGUGGAAAUUCACAAUUUUAAAGAAACCUUAUGGCGAGGAAGAAAAACUUUAUUUAAUCAGGAAGUUUAUGCAACUUGGUCAGCAUCAGUUUAAUGCUCUUGAAGAGUCAGAGAAGGAAUCAUUUCUAGACCAAGAAUUAUGGAUUAAAGAAAAGUUUAUUGUAUGGAAGGAAAUUAAAGAUGAAGAAACAAAAAAGGCUUUGGCUGAAAAUAAUAAGUAUAAACAAUAUAGAAGGUAUAUUAAGAGUCAUGGCAUUGGCCGCAUGACAUUUGAUGACUCAUGA
Leptosia nina is the source of this 1017-nucleotide messenger RNA. Lineage: Eukaryota; Metazoa; Arthropoda; Insecta; Lepidoptera; Pieridae. The record is from the annotation of a GenBank genome assembly.